AUGUGUAACUGUACGUGGUUUAUGGUUGCUUUAGUCUUGCUGCAGGCAGUCACAACACUACUAGCGGUAGCCCCCGAAGAAUGUCCGACGAACGUACCCGAGAAUGAAAGACGGGACUGCCACUCUGAUCCGGGAUCCACGGAAGAAAGUUGUUGGGAACGGGACUGUACUUGGUGCGAGAGCAAUGAUGUAAAUGUACCCUGGUGUUUCUACAAUACGGACCCUGCCCCAUAUGGUGAUUGUCCAACCUACCAACACCCCAAAGACCGUGUCGAUUGUCAUCCAGACUCAGGAUCUACGCAACCUUCGUGUGAAAGCAGAGGAUGUCUCUGGUGUGAAACAGCUUACGAAGGCGCACCUUGGUGCUUUUACUCAGAAGGAGUUGCCCCUGAGCCCAUAAUGGAAGGAUAUCGAGUUGACUGCCUCAUGGAUCAGGCGGGUGGUGAAUCACUGUGUCGAGAGCGUGGUUGCUACUAUGAUUCGAGUAAUCGUGACGGCGUUCCAUGGUGCUACUUCCCACCCGAUGACAGAGGUUACAGGAUUGUCGGCGAAGUACAAGAUAUGUAUUUUGGACACCGAAUCGAUCUACGCCGGGAUCACGAUUACACCCUGUUUGGAGGGGACGUAGAUGAAAUUCGUAUAGACAUAGAAAUGCAGACCGACGAACGAUUACACGUAAAAAUCUACGAUCCAAAUAAUAUUAGGUUUGAGGUACCACAUCAGAUGCCUAGGAAUAACAACAAAGCGUCCAAUCCACUGUAUCAAAUCCAGUAUUCUAACGAUCCCAUUUUUACGCUGAACGUCACCAGAACAGAUAACGGCAGGAUGAUUUGGGACACAUCUAUAGGCGGGUUGGUAUAUGAAGAUCAAUACUUGCAGUUAGCAACCAAACUUGGCUCUGAGGAAAUCUAUGGGUUUGGAGAACACGAACACCACAGUUUCCGACACGAUAUUGGUUUCAGAACUCAUGGAAUGUAUUCGAGAGAUCAACCCCCAGUUGAGAAUGGUAACUUGUACGGCGUGUACCCCUAUUAUAUGAGUAUUGAAGAAGACUUCAAUGCACAUGGAGUAUUAUUAUUAAACAGCAAUGCACAGGAUGUAACCUUACAACCCGGUCCAGCAAUUACAUAUCGUACAAUAGGUGGCGUGCUAGAUUAUUGGAUCUUCCUGGGACCCACUCCAGAGAAUGUAGCGGAGCAAUUGUCUGAGGCUGUUGGGCGUACAUUUAUGCCACCUUAUUGGUCCAUGGGAUUCCAACUUUCUCGGUAUGGAUAUAAUCACAUCGAUGUUGUCAAGGAAACCGUCAACAGAGUUCUGGCUUACGAUAUACCACUGGAUGUUCAGUUCGGUGACAUCGACUACAUGGAUCGAUAUAUGGACUUUACGUACGAUAAAGUUAACUAUGCAGGUUUACCAGAAUACGUUAACGAGUUGAAAACCGAAGAGGGAAUUCAUUACAUUAUAAUCUUAGAUCCAUGCAUUGCUAAUUCCGAACCCGCUGGUACGUAUCCACCUUACGAUGAAGGUUCUCGUUUAGGGGUAUGGGUUAAUGACACUAAUGGUAUCCCAGUAGUCGGCAAGGAUAUGAACGAGCCUGCUAGUUUUGUAACUGGUUCACUGGAUGGAUGUGACUACAACAAGUGGAAUAAUCCACCCUACCAUCCCAACAUAUUUGGUAAUGUAUUAGCUGACAAGACACUGUGCCCAGAUUUCGUGCACUUUGCAGGAAAACAUUAUGACAUCCACAGUCUUUAUGGUUUGUCUGAAGGUCCGCCAUCUUUGGCAGCAGCACGUGCAGCAACUGGCAAGCGUAGUAUCGUCAUAUCUCGUUCCACUUAUCCUGGAUCCAGUCAACACGUUGGUCAUUGGUUAGGAGACAACUACAGUCAAUGGAAUAACAUGCACUUUUCAAUCAUUGGAAUGUUAGAAAUGAAUUUAUUCGGCAUGCCAUAUGUUGGCGCUGAUAUAUGUGGAUUUAUCAACGACGCUCAAUAUGAAAUGUGUCUUAGAUGGCAUCAGUUGGGGGCGUUCUAUCCGUUCUCAAGAAAUCAUAAUGGACUCGGUUACAGAGAACAAGAUCCGGGUGCUUGGGAUGACAGUUUUGGUUAUAACGUUCGUGACAUACUGUUCAUAACGGACAGAGAAACGCAUACAACUGACAGACAAUUCUUAUGGGGAGCGUCAUUGAUGAUUUCACCCGUACUCGACCAGGGUAACGAGGUGUCAGAACGUGGGUCUUACGUCACAUUAAAUGCACCAUCGGAUUAUAUACCUUUACAUGUGCGUGGAGGUUACAUCAUGCCAACACAGGAGCCAGCAAGAAGCACCGUGUACUCUCGUGUUCUACCAUUGGGUGUAAUUGUUGCAUUGGAUGAUAACGAUAGCGCAGCAGGGAAGAUAUUCUGGGAUGACGGCGAUUCAAUAGAUACUUACGAAAACGGCGAGUUCUUCACUGCGGACUUCAGUGCCUCCAGUGGUGAACUGCAAGGUGUCAUUACGCAUGAUGGUUACCGUGGAGUCGACUCUUUGGUAUGGGGUACGGUACGAGUCUUAGGAGUAGCCACGUCAGUGACGUCAGUCAGUGUAAAUGGCGCCGCCCAUUACGAUUACUCAUACAACGAACAAACACAGGUAAUGUUGGCAUAG
Molecule: messenger RNA, 2646 nt
Organism: Saccoglossus kowalevskii
Lineage: Eukaryota; Metazoa; Hemichordata; Enteropneusta; Harrimaniidae
Product: sucrase-isomaltase, intestinal-like
Biological process (GO): carbohydrate metabolic process
Molecular function (GO): carbohydrate binding; alpha-1,4-glucosidase activity
Source: RefSeq, a predicted model, not a curated record